CGAAGCCCCUCCUAAAUAUUGCACCCACAUGCGUCUACCGGUGGCUGCCAGCACAGCUCCACUACAGCCGAGCUCGCAGGUCUCUGGAAACAUCCGUGCCCCCUAGGUCGAUAAACUUCCGGUUUUGAAGUGGCGCAUUGCGUACUCAUCGUGCCUGUCAUAUUUAUGAAAGCGCGCUUCGAUCGAUGUAGUUUGGUGACCGGCUCAGAUUGCGAGAAUCACGACGAUCCUGAGCCGGAGUGGCGGAGGGCGGGUUCAAUUCGGCACUAGUCGCGGGAAUUCUUGAUUUUCGACGAGUAGCGAAGCUGGUUUCAGUAGAUCGGAAGUGCGGCGAGAGUUUGACUUGUGAGGACCAAUGUGGAUAUGAAGUGAUCGUUCACACUUUUGGAGAAUUCUGACGCCAGAGCUUGGUUGAGAAACAUGAGUGCAGAGGUUUCAAGGGGCAGAAUGCAGUCAGGAUCAUGUCGAAAUUUUAUGAAAUCUUGCAGAUUUGAGGAAGCUUGAUACGCAAGCAUUGAGAGUGUGAAUCUGAGGUUUAGGUGGUGGAUCUGAGAUUGAGGCACUAGAUAUGGCUUCCUCUUCUGCUGGUUCACAGGAGACGUCUUCGGCCACGUCGACCCCGAUGAGGUCUCCACUCUCAAGUUUCAUGAGGUCGCCCAUGUCGUCGAGUUCGAUGAUGCCGUCUCCUGUCUCGUCACGGUUGACUGUGGAAUUUGAGACUGCGUUCAUGAUGGAGGCGGAGGACCCCAUUCGGUUUACUGGUACAGACAUCCUCCCCUACCUCUCGCAAUCAACUUCUCGCUCCACGAGUACAGACUUCGACUCUCAGCGUGACGAGUCGGGAUCAGGUUCAACCUCCUUUUGUGAUCUAAAUGACUCCAAUCGCAUCACCCUUGCAAGCCUCAUCGGACUCCCUAUGGCCGAGUCUUUUAGAAAUUUUGGAGAGUCUCUGCGCUUCAUUGCGCGUGCAGACAGCCACUACGACAGCGGGAGCAACCGGACGAUGGACCUCCCGCCGCGUCGUUCCAGGUCGUGUAGUUUGUUUUCUGAGCUGUUCCGCUGCUUGCAGCGAAGCAAGACGGCUUGUGUCAGCAGCGCUCCGGUGGCAAGAAACUUAACAAAUUUGACCUCGUUCACUAUCACGGAGGUAUCCGAAGAGGAGGAACAGGACUCCGAAAGCGACACUGGUCCAACAAUUUUCGAGAAUUCUGUGUUCGUGGAUCGGGACACAUUGGGAAGUCGCAUCUACGAAUUCAAUCCUCUGUAUAUUUCGGACACAAUGUCCGAGGUGGAUCCGUCAGAAUCCAGGAAUUUGAGCCUCUCUAAGGAAAAGCAACUUUUGGGCGGCGAGGAAAGCUCCGGGUCAAGCACGUAACCUGAUAUCCAACCCACGUCACCAAUUCGGACCGUCCUCACCAACAUUUGUUGCAGGCUGGGAGACGAGUGCCCAAGAGAUUAAUGCCUUUCAUGUUCGUUUUUUUGGUUGGAUUAAGCCGGACUCUCACGGAUCCAACCUGUAUCAUACAAACUUCUUGAAGGGCACCAACAUUUUGGUCUGCGAAGCGGAAUGCUUGUGACCAGGCUACGAGGGAUGAAGUGACAUCUAAUCUUCAGAUCUUUAGUUGAGCUCAGCUGCGAGUUUUUUUAUGGAAAAGAAAAGAAAAAAAAACAAAACAAAACAAAACAAAAAAGUUUACUAGAAACCGAUAGGUCUAGAGUGUCAAGAGAUUUAACCAAGAUUUGAUUGCGCUGCCUUGAGUUGGGCUUAGUUAAAAUUACUUGAGACACCCUUGAGUCGUUCUUAUGAUUCAAACGAUUGAUCAUACCCCAAAUUGUAUCUUGUUUACGAUCGAAUUCAACAACACGCUCCUUCCACACA
Molecule: messenger RNA, 1879 nt
Organism: Physcomitrium patens
Lineage: Eukaryota; Viridiplantae; Streptophyta; Bryopsida; Funariales; Funariaceae
Source: RefSeq, a predicted model, not a curated record